AGCUGCAGUGGGGGUCGGAGAGCCCAACCGGGCGUGAGACGAAUCGCGAGUCGAGCUAGGUCCGCGCCAUGGCAUUGAAGCGCAUACAGAAGGAGUUGCAGGACCUGGGCAACGAUCCGCCGGCGAACUGCUCCGCGGGGCCGGUGGGGGUGGACAUGUUCAACUGGCAGGCCAGCAUCAUGGGCCCAACGGAGUGCCCUUACUCCGGGGGGGUCUUCUUUCUGAACAUCCAGUUCCCAUCGGAUUAUCCUUUCAAGCCGCCGAAGGUGAACUUCACCACGAAGAUCUACCACUGCAACGUGAAUUCGAACGGGGCGAUCUGCCUAGACAUCCUGAAGGACCAAUGGAGCCCAGCGCUGACCAUCUCCAAGGUCCUUCUGUCCAUCUCUUCGCUGCUCACAGACCCCAACCCCUCGGACCCCCUGGUGCCGGAGAUUGCGCAGGUCUACUUGAAGGACCGUGCCAAGCACGACGCAACGGCCAGAGACUGGGUCCAGAAGUACGCCACCUGAGGUGCACCAAAUCAAAAAAUUCGACGCGAGCGCCGGGUGGGGUGGGCCACUGAAGAGAUUGUUCG
Messenger RNA from Effrenium voratum, 577 nucleotides. Lineage: Eukaryota; Dinophyceae; Suessiales; Symbiodiniaceae. The record is from the annotation of a GenBank genome assembly.